AUGCGUCUUCCUGUCUCACUGAUCCUCGCGCUCCUUGUCUAUGAGUCUGUCCUUGCCGCAAAACCCGCGAGACGACACUAUGCUACACACGACUACUACGUCAUGGAAUACGACCCGCUCGCGGGUGCUUCGCUGGCCGAGUGCGUGGGCGCAUUGGGAGUAGAAGUCGUGGAGAAAGCCGGGGAGCUACAGAAUCAUUGGCUUGUGCGGACAGAGAAGCCGCCUUCACAUCUUGGGAAACGGCACGUCGACCCAGUCCUGGAGACCUUCGAGACUUUGCAGCAGCGUGCGAGGUCUCGAGGUCACUACUCAUCGAGGUCAGAGGAGACCCUCCACAGUAGACGUGUUGUCUCGGCUGUGAAGUACCUCUCCCCACAAACGCUCCGGCAACGCGUCAAGCGCGCCCCCCCUCCACCCGUAGUAGAUUUGGAGACGUCAAGGGGGGUAGCCCAGCAUUUCGGAAUCGAGGAUCCUGAAUUUCCACGACAAUGGCACCUUGUUAACGAUGAAUACCCGCAGCAUAUGAUGAAUGUUUCACUUGUAUGGGACAUGGGCUACACAGGUAAAGGCGUGAUCUCCGCCUUGGUAGAUGACGGACUGGACUACACAAAUAAUGACCUCGCUGACAAUUUCUACGCAGCCGGCUCUUACGACUUCAAUGACCACUUAGACCUACCGACACCUACACUCUUCGAGGAUCAUCACGGAACAAGGUGUGCGGGUCAAAUAGCUGCUGUCAAGAAUGAUAUAUGCGGAGUUGGUAUUGCAUAUGACUCCAAAGUCGCCGGCUUGCGGAUUUUAUCUGGUCCCGUUUCCGACAUUGACGAGGCUGCAGCACUGAACUACGACUACCAGAACACGUCCAUCUUUUCAUGUAGCUGGGGACCUCCGGACGACGGUAAAUCUAUGGAAGGCCCUUCGUAUUUGAUCAAGAAGGCGAUUGCCAACGGCAUUCAGAACGGUCGCGACCACAAGGGCUCAGUUUUCGUUUUCGCUAGUGGCAAUGGCGGGAGAUCCUCAGACCAGUGCAAUUUCGACGGAUAUACAAACAGUAUAUUCUCAGUCACCGUUGCUGCCGUUGAUUACAAAGGGCUUCACCCGGACUAUUCGGAGCCAUGUGCUGCGAAUUUGAUCGUGGCUUACUCGUCUGGUAGUGGGAAUCAUAUUACGACAACUGACCGUGGAAAGGAUAAGUGCUCCCACGCGCACGGUGGGACAUCUGCUGCAGCACCGAACGCUGCCGGGGUGUUUGCUCUAGCUCUCGGAGCGCGGCCUGACCUCUCAUGGCGGGACAUUCAGCACCUCUGUGUCCAGACUGGGCAGAAGAUCAAUGCCGAUGACCCGGAUUGGGAGCGCACCGCGACAGGGAAUCUCUUUAGCUACAAGUACGGUUACGGCAGUCUCAACGGAUACGAGUUCGUCAAGGCUGCGUUGAGCUGGAAGACGGUGAAGCCGCAGACAUACAUCGAUCUUCCCACCAUCCAGAUCGCGAAUGGUACAAUGGAUCUGUUCCAGUUGACGUCGGGUGGAGAACGGAUCGUCCCCGGCGGUGUCUCGAGCACUAUGACAGUUGCACAGGUGCUGCUCCAGGAGAACAACUUCGAGAAGCUGGAGCACAUCACGGUGAAGGUGUGGAUCACCCACGUGAGGAGAGGCGAUGUGGAGGUUGAGUUGGUUAGUCCUCACGGCAUCCGGAGUGUGCUCGCUGCCAAGCGUUUCGCGGAUUCCGCUAGUUCAGGGUUCCCCGGCUGGACGUUCAUGACCGUGAAGCAUUGGGGUGAAGAUCCGGUGGGCGAUUGGACAAUCCGAGUAUCAGACCAGGAUAACGAAGACUCAACGGGCACCUUCCUCGGCUGGUCGAUGAGUCUCUGGGGAUCCGUCGUCGACCCGAGCAAGGGGAUCAAGGUCUACGAGGUGCCGUUGAUAGACAGUCUUUUGCCACCUCUGCAAGACGAUGCUCCCACUUCCACGAUACCCGUUCCUACACCUACAAGCAAAACACAUUCAAAACCCACCGACCAUCUUCCUGGAGACCAUGGUCAGUCCGAAGGUGAGGCGAGCAAGCCCGCCUUCCCCGGCAGUCAGCAGACGAGUUCAAAGCCUGCCGACGACAUCGCGAUGCCCACCGUGAGUGCGACUGCGACUGCCACACCGACACCGGACGAGGGCUGGUUCGCAGACCUGUCCAACCUGGUUACCAACCAGAUCUGGUUCUUCAUCGCCCUAGGCGCGGUCGCAAUAUUCGGUCUCGGCGUCGGCGUCUACUUCUGGCGACGCGCUGUACGGAGAAGAGCGAACUACACCAGUCUUCCUGUGAGUGACGACGUUGCGAUGGACUCCAUCCCCGGAGUCAAUCGCAGUCGCGGCAGCCAGCGGACAAAGGAACUAUACGAUGCCUUUGGAGAGGUGUCUGAUGAUGAGGAAGAGGAGCAGCCGAACAUUCGAGCACACGAACCAUCGCCUGGGAACUUCCACACAGGGUUUUUGGAUGACGAGGAUCCUUCCACAGCAGGUGGUAUCACGCCAGCACGAUACAAAGACGAGCCGGAUCCCCACGAAGCUGAGAAGGAGCGGCCGCAGAGCCCAGCCAGCGCCAGUGGCAGCGGCGACGGUAGUUGGGAGCAUGCUUCGGAUGCCCGAUAG
Molecule: messenger RNA, 2643 nt
Organism: Sparassis crispa
Lineage: Eukaryota; Fungi; Basidiomycota; Agaricomycetes; Polyporales; Sparassidaceae
Product: Protease KEX1
Exons: 5
Coding region: 1-2643 (880 amino acids)
Biological process (GO): protein processing
Cellular component (GO): Golgi membrane; trans-Golgi network
Molecular function (GO): serine-type endopeptidase activity
Source: RefSeq, a predicted model, not a curated record